ACACCUACACCACAGAUAUCUCGCCGGUGGCCAACAGCCAUGUCACCCAACGCAUUCGAUUACAUUGCCAUUCAAAACACCCUGGCGAAAUAUUGCAUGGCCCUCGACAGCAAGACCUUUCACUUGCUCGACGAUGUCUUUACGCCCAAUGUGCAAGUCCGGUAUCCUAUUGAGGGCUUCGACGCCGCAAAAGACCUGGAAAGUCUGAUUCAGAGACUGGAGAAACGGCUGGAACCCGUGACAACUCACCAUGCAUUGACAACGCAACACAUUGUCAUAGCCGACGAUGGUAAGACGGCAGAGGCGACGACCUACUUUACUGGCGUGCAUUUUGGUACGGGGAAAUGGGAGGGGCGGCAGAGUAUUGCCUGGGGCAAGUACCAGGACGGGUUGGUAUUGGAUGGUGAAGGGGGAAAGGCGAAGGGGGUGCCCGGGGCGAGUGGGAGGUGGUUGAUUGCACGAAGAGAAGUCACCAUCAUGAAGCGUACAGGUGAGGAGAGGAUUAUGGAGUGAGGCCUUGCAAUCAAUGAAUGACAUCGAGGAGAAUGGAUUGUGCACUCCAUGUUCGCGUUCGUGCUCCCCCUCCAGGGCAUAUCUCUUAAUCAAAUCGGGAAGCUGCGCGCGCCACAAAUUGAUUAGAGUUUCUUGGGCAACUCUAGCCCCGGUCUCCA
This is a messenger RNA of Neohortaea acidophila, 671 nucleotides long. RefSeq lists its product as uncharacterized. The record is from RefSeq and is a predicted model, not a curated record. NCBI's taxonomy places the organism in Eukaryota, Fungi, Ascomycota, Dothideomycetes, Mycosphaerellales, Teratosphaeriaceae. The transcript has 2 exons. Bases 40 to 513 code for a protein of 157 amino acids.